Molecule: messenger RNA, 855 nt
Organism: Cephus cinctus (wheat stem sawfly)
Lineage: Eukaryota; Metazoa; Arthropoda; Insecta; Hymenoptera; Cephidae
Gene: ND-ASHI
Product: NADH dehydrogenase [ubiquinone] 1 beta subcomplex subunit 8, mitochondrial
Exons: 4
Coding region: 247-774 (175 amino acids)
Cellular component (GO): mitochondrion
Source: RefSeq, a predicted model, not a curated record
CUUAAGAAACAUGGCCGCCCUUUCGAAUAAUACCCUCUUAUAUCUAUUUUAAUAUUACAGAACAUUUCAGGUUCUAUCUAAACGAGUUUUCUUAACAUCACGCGUACACACUAUGUUAACGUUUAUUAUAGAAUUUUUCUGGGUUUUUCAAUCUCUCUAGUGCUCCAUUUCGAAAUAUGGCUACACACACGUUAUCGAUUCUUAUUAAUCGUAUCUCGAACUCUUGUUACGAUCAACACAUCAAACAUGGCAUCUUUGGUAAAAUUCGGAAGACUUUCCUCCCAAUUGACUCCAAGAAAAACAGGAUAUUUGUAUGUGAUUGUCCGGAACUUUAAGAAUGCUGAUUGGAAACCUGGUCCAUACCCAACAACAGAAGAGGAAAGAAAAAAAGCUGCUGCCAAAUAUAAUCUCCAUCCACUAGAGUAUGAGCCUUACCCAGAUGAUGAUGGAUUAGGAUCUGGGGAUUACCCGAAACUUCCAGAUAAAGGAGUUGAAUUUAAUGAUCCAUAUUAUCCAUAUGAUUUCCCAGCAUUGAAAAGAAAUUUCAAUGAAGCUGUACAUAGGGAAAUUAACAUGCUUGGAGAAGAUCGUUGGGGUGCUGGCAGAAAAACCCAAUAUCCAAUAUGGUUCUACUAUGCAGCGAGUUUAGGUGUAAUUGGUACCUUCAUGGCAAUUUUCUUCUGGACAAGAGAUAAUAAAAUAUAUAGACCAGUGUUGGAGAAGCAGUAUCCUACACCUGGUGUAACACAUUACACCUUUGAACCAGCCCGUUAAGCCAAUAUUAAAGCAAUGAUGUUAUGUAGAUAAAAGCAAACUCGUAAUAAAAAACAUGUAUUUGAUAGACAUGACAAUAGA